AUGCAACUCUUGAACCCGGCUCUUAGAGCCUUGCGGACACCCCAAAAAAUCAAGGCAGAUCCGAACAUUUCUACAACUCCGAACCUUCGACUCGUCUCACCGCAAGCUACGCAUCCUACGACUCGUCUAAGCUACUCAUCCGGGGCUGAUGGCCAAGCUCGGUCUAGGAACCUCCAGUCCGAUGGCCAAGCUGCUGGUCCCCUGGAUCAACGGGACCAGCUCACGGUCACCUUUGGCACUGGCGAGAUCACCGGUGUCUUCCUUCGGGAUGAUGUUUGCAUCGGCCAUUUGUGUGCCAACAUGGAGUUCAUCGGUGCAUCCCACGAAACGGCCGAGCCUUUCGGGUCCUUUGAUUUUGAUGGAGUGCUGGGCCUGGCAUUGCCACAGAUGACGCAAGGGACACACUUCAGCAUCAUGGACCGGAUGGAGGCGGCGGGGAACCUGCGGCACCCGAUCUUCUCGGUGUUCCUCUCGGACAGCGACGAGGAGGACUCGGAGAUCACCUUCGGCGACGUGAAGGAGGAGCGCAUGGUGGGAUCCAUGUUUUGGGUGCCGGUGUCCCGGCAGACUGGCUAUUGGCAGGUGCAGAUGGAAGACAUUGCCAUUGGCAACAAGCAGCAGAACCUGUGCUCCGAUUGCCAGGUGGCGGUGGACACGGGCACCUCAAUGCUUGCAGGGCCCAGCGCGGUCAUCGGCGAGCUGACCAAGCGGCUGAACGUGGCACCAGAUUGCUCCAACUACCAGGAAUUGCCAGAUCUGGGCUUCGUGGUGGCGGGGCAUGUGAUGAAUCUCAAACCUUCGGAUUAUGUGGACAAGUCUGCUGGCAGCUGCUCUCCCUCUCUCAUGAGCUUAGACGUGCCGCCGCCCAACGGGCCGCUCUUCAUCUUCGGCGACCCCUUCCUCCGCAAGUUCUACUCGGCCUAUGACCUGCGACGCCAUCGCGUGGGCUUCGCGGUGGCGCGGCACGUGGGGGUGCCGGAGGCGCGAGCACAGGCCGGGUCCAGUGAUGUUCGCGUACACAGGGGCCCGCAUAUAAGGCGGCUUUGGGAUUUGAUGAGGGGGACGGCUGAUUUUCUCGGAACUUUGAACUCAGUUGUCAUCAGAAAAGGUAUUCAAUCAUGUAUAUAA
Messenger RNA from Durusdinium trenchii, 1128 nucleotides. NCBI's taxonomy places the organism in Eukaryota, Dinophyceae, Suessiales, Symbiodiniaceae. The record is from the annotation of a GenBank genome assembly.